AUCAUUCUCAACCUUCGCUGCUACUGCUCUCCAUUCUCAGUGCCCUCGCGCCAUGGCGUCCUUGAAGGCCCACCUCACCACUAUACCCGCCGCAUCGCCGACGGUUGUGCCUCCGCUCAAGGCGCCUUCACGAGACCUGCACUUCGGCCGAGCCCCUUUUUUCGCCGCGCACGUCGCAUGCAAGGCGUCAGGCCCCAGCUCCUCCCGCCAAUCUUCCAGGCCGAAUGGUACUCUUGGAGUCCGCGCCGUCGCUGUGCAAGCCGACAGUCCAGCGUCGGUGUUUUCGGACCCGCCUCUGGCGGAGGCGGACCCCGAGGUGGCGGCGGUGAUCGCGUCGGAGCGGCGGCGGCAGGAGGAGGGGCUGGAGUUGAUCGCGAGCGAGAACUUCACCAGCCGCGCCGUCAUGCAGGCCGUCGGCUCGUGCCUCACCAACAAGUACUCCGAGGGGCUGCCCGGCAAAAGGUACUACGGCGGCAACGAGUUCAUCGACCAGAGCGAGGUGCUGUGCCAGCAGCGGGCGCUCAGCGCCUUCCGCCUCGACCCCGCGCAGUGGGGCGUGAACGUGCAGCCGCUGUCGGGCUCGCCCGCCAACUUCGCCGUUUACACCGCGCUGCUCAAACCGCACGACCGCAUCAUGGGUCUGGAUCUGCCGCACGGCGGGCAUCUGUCGCACGGGUUCAUGACGGCGAAGCGGCGCGUGUCCGCCACGUCCGUGUACUUCGAGUCUAUGCCGUACCGCCUCGACGAGUCCACCGGGCUGGUGGACUACGACGCGCUGCAGCGGUCGGCGCUGCUGUUCCGCCCGCAGCUCAUUAUCGCGGGCGCCAGCGCGUACCCGCGCGACUACGACUACGCGCGCAUGCGGCAGAUCGCGGACAGUGUGGGCGCGUUCCUGCUGGCGGACAUGGCGCACAUCAGCGGGCUGGUGGCGGCGGACGUGGUGGCCAACCCCUUUGAGUACGCGGACGUGGUCACCACCACCACGCACAAGUCCCUACGGGGGCCGCGAGGAGGGCUGAUUUUCUUCCGGCGAGGGGAGAUGAACAGCAUCGACAUGGAGACGGCCAUCAACAACGCCGUCUUCCCCGGCAUGCAGGGUGGCCCCCACAAUCACACUAUCGGUGGCAUCGCCGUGUGCCUUAAGCAAGCUGCCACUCCUGCAUUCAAGGCGUACCAACUACAGGUGAAGGCGAACUGUGCAGCGCUGGCUCAGCGCCUGCUGUCGCUGGGUUACACUCUGGUGUCGGGCGGCACCGACAACCACCUGCUGCUGCUCGACCUGCGCCCCAUCGGGCUGGACGGUGCGCGAGUGGAGAAGGUGUUGGAUCUGGCAGCCAUCACGCUCAACAAGAACUCUGUGCCAGGUGACAAGAGUGCGGUAGUGCCCGGGGGCAUCCGAAUUGGCACGCCUGCUCUCACCACACGUGGCUUCAAGGAGGAGCACUUCAACCAGGUGGCGGAUCUGCUGCAUGAGGGCAUCAAGCUGGCGCAGCAGGUCAAGGCGUCCAGUGACGAGGCAGUGUGCGCGGCAGGGGGGGCAGGGGCGAAGCUCAAGGACUACAUGGCGUAUGUGCAGGGCGAGGGGUGCAAGGAGCGUGCGGAGAUUGAGGCGCUGAAGCACCGGGUGCAGGCGCUUGCCACGCAGUUCCCCAUGCCAGGCGUGGGCAUUGACAACCUGGCCAGGUGAAGCCAUGCAGAUGUAGUCAUGACUCGUGAGUGCUUGAACCACCUGUAGUGCCGUUUGUGGUGACACCGUACGUGGUACUCAUUGUGGCAUGGUAUUUCACUGUCUAGUAAUUGUUAAUUGGAAAAGGAGGUGUGUUCAGGGCAGGUCUCACGAUACGAUAUUAGGAAUCUUACGCUGAUUACGUUUUUUUUAGGGUCCCUGCUUGUAUCAACCCUGACGAAUCAGCA
Closterium sp. NIES-67 is the source of this 1914-nucleotide messenger RNA. Lineage: Eukaryota; Viridiplantae; Streptophyta; Zygnematophyceae; Desmidiales; Closteriaceae. The record is from the annotation of a GenBank genome assembly.